AAUACUUGGUCGAGAAAAUGUCAAAAUUCCGAAAUACCGGCUUGCAGCUGAGAUUAGCAGAAUCAUUGCUGGCUUGUAUAAAGAAAUGUCUUGUUAAAUUGAAUUGUUUAUAAACAAACACAUGUCAGGAAAUCAGAAAAUAGUGCAGUGCUAAUCGAACAUUAAUCGUGGUAUUCUCACAUGCCAUUAAAGUCUCUUUUGAAUUUAAACAAAACGGUCACACAACCAUUAUCUUUCUCUUUGUUUGAAUUUGGAAUUGUUUUACGCAGAACAACGUGGAGAGCAACGGACAUCUUCAAGAUGGCAGUUGAACUUAAGUUCAAUCCUUCCCUUACUCCGAGCGACCCUCAUUACAAACCAGUAUUAAUUAUUGGUCAGCUAAAACAUUUAAAUCUUUUGAAAUUCUCCAACAUUUCUUGUAAAUUGGGGCCGCGCGUGUCUGAGGAUACUUUUAUAAAAGCAGUAUCUUGCUUGCAUCCCUCGCCCACCGAUAAGAUAUCCUUGUACUUGGACGUAGCUUCUAUUGCAGCCGUACCACUGAAGUGUUCGCGUCACAACACACCAUCUCGCGCCCAUGCCAUAACGCGUUUAGUUAAAAAUGGUGUUCUGAACGUUAGUGAGGAAAGUAUUGUUGUCGUUUGCGAACGAGAAGAUCUCUUUGCCAGUGCGUGCGCUGUGUCACGUGCGUUUUCUUUAUACUCUCGUAAGACUACGAACAAUGUCGGUAGCCCUUCUUUUAGUCGAAUAAGCGAACAAGAUGUGCCCAAGAAGAAUGUUACCGAGACUUCAGUUGUUAGCGUAGAAUUUAUCAUAAUCGAGAAUGAUGGCUCCGUAUGCGAAACACCAUUGGACGCUUCUGAAAUUGGUUGCUUGGAGGUAGCAGCGAAGGGGGUGCAGCUGGCAGCUCGCAUUGUGGACACUCCCUGUAAUGAAAUGAACGUUAGCCAUUUCAUCGAGGAAGCUGAGAAGAUUGGUGCUGAGCUGAAUAUCAAACCCAUUGUAAUACGUGGUGAAGAGUUGCAUGAACGAGGUUUCGGAGGAAUUUAUGGCGUUGGAAAAGCUGCUGCCGUUCCACCCGCACUAGUGGUGAUGUCACAUGAACCAAAGGGCGCUCAAGAAACUAUUGCUUUGGUGGGUAAGGGAAUUGUUUACGAUACUGGUGGCCUCAGCAUUAAGGGUAAGACUGCUAUGCCUGGUAUGAAGCGGGACUGUGGUGGAGCUGCUGCAAUUUUGGGUGCAUUUUACGCAGCUGUGAAGUGCGGAUUUAAGGAAAACUUACAUGCUGUUUUUUGUAUGGCCGAAAAUUCAGUUGGGCCAAACGCAACAAGACCUGAUGAUAUCCACACUUUGUAUUCCGGACGUACGGUUGAAAUUAAUAAUACGGAUGCUGAGGGGCGCCUAGUAUUGUCUGAUGGUGUUGCAUAUGCCAACAAGGAUCUGAAAGCUAACAUCAUACUAGAUAUGGCAACUCUUACGGGAGCCCAGGGUAUUGCUACGGGAAAAUACCACGGAGCCAUACUGACAAAUUCCGAGGAAUGGGAAGUUAAGUCCCUUGAAGCUGGACGCAAAUCUGGAGAUUUAUUGGCUCCCAUAAUUUAUUGCCCAGAAUUGCAUUUCUCCGAAUUUGCAUCAGCCAUUGCCGAUAUGAAGAACUCUGUGGCGGAUCGCAGCAACGCUCAAUCUUCUUGCGCUGGUUUAUUCGUUGGUGCUAAUUUAGGGUUUGAUUAUCCCGGCAUUUGGAUGCACGUUGAUAUGGCGACUCCUGUCCAUUGUGGCGAACGUGCAACUGGUUACGGGGUUGCAUUGCUGCUCACCUUGUUUGGUAACUAUACCAACUGCAAGUUGUUGAACUCUAUUGCAUGGAAUGAUUUUGAGCCCCCAUCGAAGCGUAUCUGCCGCGAUUGAAUUGAUUAAAAAUGGUAUUAAAAGCGACACUGCCAUCUCUCAAGAUAAUCGUCUCAAAGUAGUGCAAGUUUACUACGGCCUCUUAAAACCGCAUAUACAUAUAUUCUUUUAUUUUAAUCCCAUACAUUUUUUAUUUUGUUUUCUCUACUAUAAAUUAAUUUCAAAUUUUUGGUUGUCUUUAUUGAUGCGACAAACAUGGUGGUUGAAUUUUCAAACGAUAUAUGAAUUAAUAAAUAACUAUCUAUACUUCAAAA
Stomoxys calcitrans (stable fly) is the source of this 2159-nucleotide messenger RNA. RefSeq names its product probable aminopeptidase NPEPL1 (gene grsm). The coding region runs from base 181 to 1905 and encodes 574 amino acids. Gene Ontology annotation, cellular component: cytoplasm. Gene Ontology annotation, molecular function: manganese ion binding; metalloaminopeptidase activity. The transcript is spliced from 6 exons. The record is from RefSeq and is a predicted model, not a curated record. NCBI's taxonomy places the organism in Eukaryota, Metazoa, Arthropoda, Insecta, Diptera, Muscidae. Gene Ontology annotation, biological process: proteolysis.